This is a messenger RNA of Panicum virgatum (switchgrass), 1478 nucleotides long. Its product is annotated as BTB/POZ and MATH domain-containing protein 1-like. The transcript is spliced from 2 exons. Gene Ontology annotation, molecular function: protein binding. Bases 176 to 1231 code for a protein of 351 amino acids. NCBI's taxonomy places the organism in Eukaryota, Viridiplantae, Streptophyta, Magnoliopsida, Poales, Poaceae. The record is from RefSeq and is a predicted model, not a curated record. Gene Ontology annotation, biological process: protein ubiquitination.
UGUCUCCCCCACCUUUCACUUUCCCCGUUGACGACGAGUUGACGACCACGACCCAAAUCGAGCGCCGGCUUCCUCGCCAGCCAAGCGCGCCUGUGAGAGGCCGCCCGCCCGCCAAUCUCACCGCCGGUCCAGUCCUCGCCCCCACCGGAGAGGGUGGAGUAGCAGCGGUCCAUCCAUGGGGGCGUCGUCCUCGAACCUCACCGACGCCGCGUGCGCCGUUCACCUGUUCAAGAUCAACGGCUACUCGGCCACCAGAUCCAUGGGGAGGACGGACUCCCUGCCGUCCAAGCGGCUGGCCGUGGGCGGGUACGAGUGGGAGGUCCACUACACCCCGAACCUCGUCGUCGACGGCAAUUACUGGGUCGCGUUCAAGCUCGUCCUCCUCGGCGCGCCGCGCCGGAACGAUGUCAAGGCGGCGCUCAAAUGCCGCCUGGUGGAUGCUUCCAGCUCCAGUCAGAGACGCGUCGCCGUUGCGCAUGCCAGAGACGCGAACGGGCUCCUCAGUGCCGUCGAGUGCCAGGUGUCCCACGCGUUCAAGCGCGCCGAGGAGAGCUCCGGAUGGCUUCAGCUCCGGAGGAGGAGUGCCCUGGAGUUGUCAGGAUCGAUCAAUGAAGACUCUUUCACCGUGGAAUGCACCAUCACGGUGAUCACAGAUGAACUGCCUGUACCUGACACGGCAGCGGCUCACGUUCUGCCCAGGCACACCGGCUCGCAGUCCCUGGGCCAUGACCUUGGUGAGCUCUUGCGCAAGGGGACGGGAUCGGACAUCACGAUUGUGGUGUCCGCGGAGUCUUUCGCGGUGCACAAGGCCGUACUGGCAUCAAGGUCCCCGGUGUUCAUGGCCCAAUUCUUUGGCCACAUGAAGGAGGCGCGCUCGCAGCGCGUCGAGAUCAUGGACAUGAAGGCAGCGGUGGUCCGAGCCAUGCUUAAUUUCAUCUACACUGAUAUGGUGCCUGAACUUGAGCAACAGGAGGGUGGCAUCAUCAUCCCACUGCAUCUGCUCGCUUCUGCGGACAUGUAUGGACUUGACAGGCUCAAAUCGAUGUGCAAAGACAAGCUCUGCGACGGCACCAGCGUGGAGACAGCAGCAACAGCUCUGGCGCUGGCAGAGCAGCACGGUUGUUCGAAGCUCAAGGCUCGGUGUAUCGAGCUCAUGGCUGCAAACAUUGAUAAAGUCAUGGAGACUGGGUUACAAACAUGUCAUGACAAGCUCCCCAAUGGUUAUGAAUGACCUCCUCAGGGCGUUGCGUGGAAGAAGGAACUGAAGCACCUUAGCGAUCAAUAGAAUAGUCACAAUAUUUUGUGGUGCUAUAUAUUCAGUUGUAUCUCCUCUGCAUCAAUAUCUUAGCUACUUCCAGUAAAGCUAUGAGUCUCUGCAUCAAGGUUUCUCCUUUUUCCUAUUGAGUUUUUGCUUUCUUUUUAAAGUAUGUCUUGAUAUAUAGAGGGUUCAGCAUAGUCUGAAACUCUGAAUUCCCCUC